Molecule: messenger RNA, 1221 nt
Organism: Pichia kudriavzevii
Lineage: Eukaryota; Fungi; Ascomycota; Pichiomycetes; Pichiales; Pichiaceae
Exons: 1
Coding region: 1-1221 (406 amino acids)
Biological process (GO): base-excision repair, AP site formation; nucleotide-excision repair; base-excision repair
Cellular component (GO): nucleus
Molecular function (GO): DNA-(apurinic or apyrimidinic site) endonuclease activity; oxidized pyrimidine nucleobase lesion DNA N-glycosylase activity
Source: RefSeq, a predicted model, not a curated record
AUGUUUUAUACUUUGGAGUUAUGCAAACGAGUACAACGACCACACUUUACAAGCACCCCAAUGUCACAAAGCAAGCACUUUCUUAACACUAAUUCACGAAAGACCCGAUCUUCUAUAAAAGCAGAAUGUUCCGGAACUUUCCAUGCCGACAUUGAGAGGUUUGAUACAGAGUUGAAAUCUACUUUAAGCAAAGAAAUACCUUCAACUGCAACGAAAUCAACACGUAUCAGAACCAUCAAACAUAUUAAGCUUGAAGGUGACCACGAGAUUGGAGAUUCUGUUCCAGAAACACCAAAGAUCCCUGACAGCUUCUUUCCCAUGUACAACAAGAUCAAGGAAAUGAGAGAAAUGAUCACUACGCCAGUCGACCUUAUUGGGUGCGUGAGAAUACCCGCUUUAUUGAGACUGAUUACGUUGAAGUUCAAGGAAAAGGGAACAAUCGAGACUAUCGAAAUAACAGAAAUCCCAGGUUACAAACCACAACUAAAAGCUAUUGAAGGUGAUGACUCAAACAUUGACAAAAUAUGGAGAUUUCAACUACUUGUAACAUUGUUAUUCUCAUCGCAAACUAAAGACGAAGUUAAUUUCCAAGUCAUGCAAAGUUUACACCACCAUUAUUUAUCUUUAGGUUAUCAAGAUGGAUUGUGUAUACCUGCGGUUUUAUCAACUUCAUUUGCUGAACUCGACGAGUUGAUUUACAAAGUUGGUUUCCACUCUAGGAAAGCCUCUUAUCUACUGGAAACCGCAAAAGUUUUGAAUGAUUCUUAUAAUCAAGACGUCCCUGAUAAUAUCGAAGAGUUAGUCAAAUUAAAAGGCAUAGGCUAUAAAAUGGGGCAUUUGAUACUUCAAGGAGCUUGGAAAAAAGUAAUUGGGAUCAGUGUCGACACCCACAUGGUUAGGUUGUGUAAUAUGUUUGGUUGGCUGCCAAAACAUGAGAAAAACCCUGAUAAUGUUCGGAAAGAGCUAGAGAAAAUGUUGGUAAACCAUAGAGAUUUAUGGAGUGAAAUCAAUCCGGUUUUAGUGGGGUUUGGUCAAAGUGUUUGUACUCCCACUGGAAGAAGGUGUGACCUUUGUCUUUUAUCUAAGAUAGAUAAGAAAAAUGAUUACUUAUGCCCCGCAGUAGAUAAGAGGUUGCUAUUGCGUGUACAACGAGACGUGGAAACGUAUGACCGGAAGGUCAGAGGUGAUUUAGAAAAGCUUAUAAAAUACAUCAAUAGUUGA